This is a messenger RNA of Leopardus geoffroyi (Geoffroy's cat), 3762 nucleotides long. RefSeq names its product sphingomyelin synthase 1 (gene SGMS1). Gene Ontology annotation, biological process: ceramide biosynthetic process; sphingomyelin biosynthetic process. The record is from RefSeq and is a predicted model, not a curated record. Gene Ontology annotation, molecular function: ceramide cholinephosphotransferase activity; sphingomyelin synthase activity. Bases 974 to 2197 code for a protein of 407 amino acids. Lineage: Eukaryota; Metazoa; Chordata; Mammalia; Carnivora; Felidae. The transcript has 11 exons. Gene Ontology annotation, cellular component: Golgi membrane; endoplasmic reticulum membrane.
GGCUCGCGGUGGCAAGUCGGAAGCGUUCGCACCAGCGAGGCAGCGGCCCGGCGGCGGCGGCGGCGGCGGCGGCGGCGGCGGCGGCGGCCACGGCCACGGGCAGGACGGAGCGGGCAGGGCCGGCCGGGGAAGGCUGCGGUCCCCUCGCGCACGGCGAGCCGGCCGGAGAGCGCGAUCCCGCUGCGGAGCCCCGACGCUGCCCUGCCCCGGAUUUUGGUGCGCGGCGGGGGGCUCGGCGAGCGGAAUUCCGGCGGCAGCUGCGACUCCGGUGCAAAUUGGAAGGAAGACUGAUGCAGAAAAAUACCAACAUGGUUCAGGCACAUCACUGAGAUUUUGGGGGUUGCACGAAAGCGUCUGGUUGGGCGAGUUCUGAAAGAAGAGACAAGACCCUGCCCGAGGAAGCCUACCCGAGAGUAACUGCAAGGAGCCUGUCAGUAGCUGCAGAACAGCAGCAGUUGGAGGCAAGGAGUCUGGAUUUGAAGGGGUCUAAGCCAUCAUUGCAGUUGGAGCCGUGAAUUUAACAGGCUACCAUACUUGCAUCAGCCUGGAAACUGAGGCUUGGAAGGAUUCGGUAGCCCGGCAGAGAGCACCCUGCCGGUGUGCAUCAGGAGUGGCGUUCAAGCCUGUUGGUCAAGCCCGUAUCCGACCCUUCUCCACUGUCCGUGGUUUUGAGAGCCUUCCGUGCCAAGCGACCAGCAUACAGAGCUCUUGCUAGCCGGUGAUGGAAAUGUACUGGCAUGAUGGGAGAAGCUGGUAACUUAUAGGAAGCCAAGAUGACAAGAAUUUUCUUAAAUAAUCAAAGGAAGACCCCCGGUGCACCAUGAGGUGAGCGCGCUCGGGCACCCAGAGCCCCGGAGAGCUGCGUGCGGGCUGCGGGAGCGGCUCCGCGCGUCUGGCCUCGCACGUCCCCGGCAUGAGGCCGGGCAGCAUGGGCGCGCCGCCGCGGGACCGCUGACCCCCGCCCGCCGGGACCAUGAAGGAGGUGGCGCACUGGUCCCCCAGGAAGGUGGCAGACUGGCUGCUGGAGCACGCCAUGCCCGAGUACUGUGAGCCCCUGGAGCACUUCACGGGCCGGGACCUGAUCGGCCUGACCCGGGAGGACUUCGCGCGGCCGCCCCUGUGCCGCGUGUCGGCCGACAGCGGGCAGCGGCUCCUGGACAUGAUCGAGACCCUGAAGGUGGAGCAGCACAUGGAGGCGCACAAGAACGGCCACGCCAACGGGCACCUGGGCGCAGGCGCGGCCGGCCCCGGCCUCCAGGCCACGCCCAACGGGGUGCCUAACGGCUACCGGAAGGAGAUGAUCAAGAUCCCCAUGCCCGAGCCCGAGCGCUCCCAGUACCCCAUGGAGUGGGGCAAGACCUGCCUGGCCUUCCUGUACGCACUCUCCUGCUUCGUCCUCACCACGGUGAUGAUCUCGGUCGUCCACGAGCGAGUGCCUCCCAAGGAGGUGCAGCCCCCGCUACCGGACACGUUUUUUGACCAUUUUAACCGCGUGCAGUGGGCCUUUUCUAUCUGUGAGAUUAACGGCAUGAUCCUCGUAGGACUCUGGUUAAUUCAGUGGCUGCUCUUAAAAUACAAGUCUAUCAUUAGCAGAAGAUUUUUCUGCAUAGUCGGCACGCUGUACCUCUACCGCUGUAUCACAAUGUAUGUAACCACGCUCCCGGUGCCCGGUAUGCAUUUCAACUGCUCUCCGAAGCUGUUCGGAGACUGGGAAGCACAAGUGCGGAGGAUAAUGAAGCUCAUUGCCGGUGGCGGCCUGUCCAUCACCGGCUCUCACAACAUGUGCGGGGACUACCUGUACAGCGGCCACACGGUCAUGCUCACGCUCACUUACCUAUUUAUCAAAGAGUAUUCCCCUCGACGACUGUGGUGGUACCACUGGGUUUGCUGGCUCCUCAGCGUGGUUGGGAUCUUCUGUAUUCUCUUAGCGCAUGACCACUACACUGUGGACGUGGUGGUGGCGUAUUACAUCACCACAAGACUCUUCUGGUGGUACCACACCAUGGCCAAUCAGCAAGUGCUCAAAGAAGCUUCCCAGAUGAACCUCCUGGCUAGGGUGUGGUGGUAUAGGCCAUUUCAGUACUUUGAAAAGAAUGUCCAAGGAAUCGUACCUCGAUCUUACCACUGGCCCUUCCCCUGGCCGGUGGUCCACCUCGGGAGGCAGGUGAAAUACAGCCGCUUGGUGAACGACACAUAACGGCCGCACCAAGUGGGGGACGAGGACCCUUUCCAAGUGCUGAGAACUCCAGUGAGAGCAGACGCCAUAAACAGACGACCCCGUUAUCUUUCAGCCGUUUCCUUGACUUAACCUAUUGAGUUACCUGGUCAGCACUGUGAUCUUUUUUUCUCUCCAAAGGACCUGCGUGGGACAACAAUAAAGAAAACGUAACCUAUCAUGCACUGCACACAUUUCCUGUUCGUGAGUCCGGGGUUCCGCAUAAGCUGCAUCACCACGUUCCUUUGUAUACGAUGCAACAGCAUAAAUGUAAGCUUUUCUAUCAUCAGUUCUGGUCUUUCCAGUCACAUCUGGAAAAUAAAGCGUAUUAUUUUCUUGGGAAAACAUACUUUUCAUAUCUCUUGCCCCAAAGAUUGGGCUGUAAGCCAUUUUCUAGCAAAUGUCUCUAUGAAGGUUUCUAAGUACCUGAAUGGGGUUCGAUUCUGAAAUCUUUCUACCUGUCGCACCGCUAUUCAAAUAAAAAAUGACAGACACAGAAAGGUGUGGUAACUUUGGGUUUUGUAAAAAGCAGAGAGAGUGUGUCAAAAAGUGCAAAAAAAAAAAAAAAAAGAUUCUGUUAUAAAGUGAUUUUCUAAGUAUUUCCUAACUUUAUUUUUCAAAAUGAUGUUAUGAAAACCAAAUUUCAAGAUUUUUACAUGUCAGAGAGAAGAGAGUUAAAAUUAAAAAAAAAAUGCUUCUUGGGAGAGAAAUUUGUCUAUGUUUCUAGUGCCUUUCUUGUCUUGAUUGUAUGGUCAGUAGGCAAUCUUAAAUGUUUUUAUUUAAAAUAAAAUAUUCCAUGAAAAUAUAAAUGUAUGUAUACACUACUAAAUUUUGCAUUUAUAGCUAAAUUAAAUCUGAAGACUGCUUAUGGUUUUUAAAUUGCUAUGAAUUAACGAAUGGGGGAGUUAAUUAGAAAAUCAGAGCCCUGUUCCCAUAUUGUGAGCAGGUGGCAAUGACAUGUACCACUUAAAUUAUUUUAUCAUCUAUUUGGUGGUUCGAUUUUAACUAUACAGUGAAAACAGCCAUGAAUACUUUGUUUUUAAAAAGAGAGUUUUGAAAAUGAUCACUUAACUAAAACUUGAAAGCUAUAAAUUAGUUAUCCAUACUCUGAUGACAAUUUUGUUGGUGAACAACAAAACAGAGAUCUAUUUCUUUAAAAUAUAUUUGUGCAGAAACUGCAUGUAUCUCUAAGUUUUACUCCUAACAGAAGUAUGUUUGGGGAAGUAUUCUAUUCCAUACUUGCCAAUGUGGAGAACAAAAUAGUUUUUUAAGAAUGAAGAAGUAUAUAUAUCCAUUCUGUAUUUUACGUGCAGCAGAAUUAUCUUCCGUAGGGUUUUUUUUUUUUUUCCUGUGUAUUCACAAGGUGAUAUUUGUAUUGUAAAACAAUAAUGGUGAAGGAAAUAAAAAGGCUUUUAAAAUUUUGUUUGUUUUAAAUAUUUGUAAAGUUAUUAUUAUUCCAGAGAGUAUACUGAUAUCUUAACAGCUUACCUAGACCAUAAAUUAAUCAAAAUGCACUUUUUAAUAAAACCUGAUACUUAAAACAUAAA